Messenger RNA from Struthio camelus australis, 8736 nucleotides. The record is from RefSeq and is a predicted model, not a curated record. NCBI's taxonomy places the organism in Eukaryota, Metazoa, Chordata, Aves, Struthioniformes, Struthionidae.
AUAAAAGUUGUUGUCCUCUUUGUCUCAGUUGGAAGGUUAAAGAUAUUCUAGGCAUUCAAUUUUUUGUCUUUCAAGUUUUUCUGAGUGUUAUAAAGGGAAGCAUAUGAAGCAGCACCUAAAAACUGGAAAAGAAAUGAUGGGGAAAUGAUACAGCAGAAGUCUGUAAAAUCAUGAGUGGCAUGAGGAGGAUGGAUAGGAAAUAAUUUAUUUUUGCCCAGAGCUUAGGUGCUAUUCGCCACAAUGUUUUGGAAUCUUAGUUUGGAAAUAACUUGGCAAAUUCAAAGAAGAAAAUCCUUUAAAGGUUAUGCAAAGACCCCUCUGAUGGCUCAAGAAGUCCCUGAUUAGCAGAUGAUUGGAGACUGGGAGUGUAUUCUGCAGAAGUGUCUUUGCCUUGUUAUAUUCUUUCCUAGCCAUCCACUGUUGCAUGCUUUUGGAGAACAAAUACUAAGUAAGCUGGAUGGACCUUUGGUCUGCCCUAGUACACCUGUAGGUGGACCGGAUCUUCAGAGUUGUUUUUAGGCCAAAAUGAUUGGGCAGGAUAAACUGUGGUGUGCAGUGUUAAGUUGUAAAAGGACUUUAAGCAUGCUGUGAUAUAAAUAGCUGCCUUUGUAACGUGGCAAACUGGAAAAACUUGACACAAUUGCAAAGAAAGUAGACGAGCGAGGAGGAUAGCUCAGGACAAAAACAGAUGAUGGUUUAGAUGAAGGAUGUCGAAUGAGGAAAAUCUUCACUUUAUCCAACUGCAGAAGAGAUUGGACAUCCAACAAACAUAAGUUUCAGUGGUGUUAAAGUGAUGGAUUUCAAGUUCAGAUUAUUCAUGGUGAUUAGCUGUCUUUUUUGUAGGUCCUUCUAAUCCAGUUUUGCACCGAAUUACAAACUCACCUAGGAUUCCAUUUUCUUGCCAGGGUUGAAGCAGAAGCUGCACUACCCUGUUUUAAGAGAGUUCAAAUAUGCUAACUGAAGUUAUUUUAAUAAAAUCACAGAAUUAUGGCUGGAUACAAGACUCAACUCCCACUCCUGAAUAGUCUGCUUCUGGAUCUUCAAUGGCCAUUAGUGGCUAAAGCUUCGUAUUUGCACCAUCUGAGAUAUUUUCCCCUUACUCUUUCAGCUUGCCUCUCCCACAACUGCAGUGGAAACGGACUCAAUUUUGACUUGGAGUGAAAAAUGCUUCUGCUGUUCCCAAAAGCAUCCAAUUGGUUCUCCCUAUAGGUCUUUCUUUUUAAGUAUUUAACUUUAUUUAAUUCAUGAGGUUGGAUGAAAUCAAAGUUGAAGAUGGCCUUGAGAUUUUUGCGGUAUAUGAAAAGUUAAUAUUCUGUCCUGAGUGUCAUACAGCUAAGCAUGUACAUGAUUUCUAGUUCCUAUUCAUGAUUCUUUUCCGAUUACAGCACCUCCUUGGUCUGCUGUUUGAAGUUUUUUUUUUUUGAUAAUAUGCUAUUCAUAAGUCAGAAGUUAGUACCUUGCAUCCGCAUGGCAUAGCUGUUGUAUGUCUGUCUUUGAAAAAUACGGGGUGUUUUUAAGCUUUGCAACUUUUUUGUAAGGCAUAGGUACAAUCAUCCUGUGAAAUGCUAUGGGGCAGUUUAGCAGCUGCAUAAAAAGCCUUUUACUCUAGGACAGAAUGUGAAGAACACUGUAGCUGUUUCAUGUAAUGGACUUUAGAAAGAUGCUGGUGUCUCUUUCCACCAAAACUGCCUGUGGGAUCCUUAGUAGUAGGUGGUCGGAGCCUCGAUUAUUUGAAGAUGCCCCUGGCACCACGAUUCAUUCUUAUGUUGUGCUGAGGUUUUGUUCAGAGCUGAACUGAGAGCAGUGCUGCCUGCUGAAUCAACACCGCAACUUCAGUCUUGGCUAUCUGUCGUCCUUCAAUCAAGUGUCGACUUUCUAACGUAAUGCAUAGCUUUCUAAAAUCUUGUGGAUAUAUGGUAAACGAUGACUACCGUGGGCUUGAAAGCUGGAUGUUAUUGGAGCAGCAUCAAACAUGUGAAUAGUGCAAGUAGAUUUGUGCUUAUUUUUAUCUCAUGCCAGGAAGCCUCUUGCUUUUUGUAGCUUUGCCAGGGAUAGUAACCCAGUAACGUGUUACCAAAAAAAAAUAUAGUCAAGAAGGUGUUUAUUUUUUAAACUGUUAAAAAUUAAUUUGGAAAAGUUAUUGACACUAAAAUGACAUACUGAUCUGGAAGGUGUUCUCCUUUCUCAUCCAAAAUCUGUGUGUUUGUGUUCUGCAGCCUUUUUUCAGGGAACAGUUACCUUGUCCUGAGUUAAGUGGAAUCUCAACUCUGUUAAUCUUCUUUCAAAUAUGUUCAUAUUUUUUCAAAUGAGAAAUUCUUUUCUAGUACAAAAAACAUCAACGUACUAAAACACUUUAUGACUGCAAGCUGGCUUUAUACUCAACUUGACAUCCUGGAUAUAUUUGGAUAAUUAAGUAUGCUUUCUCUGUCUUCAAACACAUCACUUCUGGAAUAAAAUAGAUGUUUAAUGCUAGUAGUGUGAGGGAUUACGCUUACUAGAAGCUUUUUACUGAUGACUGGAACACUGUGUUUCAUGCUUUUUGUUGUUUUACUGAAAUGAAUUAAAAAGAGGGCUAGAUCUUCUUGGCCUUUGAGUAGUGUAAAGUCAUGUGGACUCAUUGUUCCCCACAAAGAGAGUUACGCUUGUGGUUCCAUCGCUGGAGUAACGAAACAAAACAUGAUUCUCAUCUGUUUUACUCUUAGUUUUUCCUAAGUAAUAUCUUGCUGUGAAACUAGUACAGAUGAGAGCACAUACUAUCCCUGUGCAUUAGUCUUACUUUACUACUGGCAGAAGACCUGAGCUUGGAGGCUGUGAAGGUUUUCAUUAUUCUCUGUCAGCUUCUGCUUCAAAAGCUUUUUUCAAUAGCGAUCCAGCUGGGCUGGCAGGAAUAAUACGAGAUUUGCCAGUCACGCAGGAUUAGAUAAUACAGUGAUAAAAUCGCUAGUCCUUCGAUGGCCUUGGUUUGUCGUGCAGCAGUGCUACUGCUACAAGAAACUGGCUACAAGUUCGUUCUUUGAGUGCUUUUGCUGGGAAAGGAUCCUUUCCUUGGUGGAAGGAUCCCUGCGGUGGGGUCUGACUUGCCAAAAGGAGGGGAAUGUUCCUGAAGACUUGAGAAGGGCAAGGAAGGAAUCAAAGAGAAGGAAUAUGCAUACACUGAGACUCCUGUAAUUAUAUGAAAUACAAGAGGGCAUUGGCGUAACGAAGACUUGAAGAGAAGAAUGUUGUUUUUGUUAGGGAGGAGAAUAUCUCUUUGUGGGCUGCCAAUCUAGUUAAUGCGAGUUGGGCUGCGAGCUAAAAGACACUUGGGAGCAAAAUGGCCCCCGAAAGCCCUCUGUGAAACCGUGUAUUCUUUCUUCAUUUUUGGACCAUGGAAGUGGACUGGAUUCUGCAUCAGAACACUCCUCCUCACAUUGAAAGCUGCCGUCAGUUACGUCAACAAUACCCUGACUGGAAUCCUGAGUCUCACUCUUCAAAGAGAAAUGCUGGUGACCGAAAAGAGAACCAGACCCCAAAGCGCCGUUCCAACUCUGCCAGUCCCAGUCCUAGACGUUCUAGGGUCACCGGUUCUGGCUAUGUUCUUCGUCGAUCACGAUCGAGAUCCAGGAGCCCUGGCCGUUUCAGGCCAGCAAGGCCAAGAAGUCGAAGCCCAAGGCAGGUGCGACGACUUAGCCCUAGACACAGGUCAAGGUCACCGCAGCGAUCAAGAAAUCCACUGAGAACAAGUCCGCGACCUCAGAGGUCUUCCAGUAAUGAUUGGUCAUCAAGGAGGAGCACCCGAUCCCCAGACAAAAAGGCAGCUUUGGAGGCGGUAGUGAAAAGUUUGGGACCCGGCUUUGUAGCAGAGUUCAAUAAACAUAAGUCACUUCAAGCAGCUGGGCAAGGAUCUUCAGGAUCAGGAAAAUCACCACCUUCUCAUGGACUCUUAGGGAAGGUGCCUGGAAAUAUGAAGAAGCCACUGAAAACUAGUGUUUCUCCAAAGGCUUCAAAGAAAGACUUGUCUUCUCUGCCUGGGUCAAGUGCUUCUAAAUCAAAGUCUCCCGAAAUAGAUGAUUCACCCCAGAACAAAGACAUGGAAGAGGAUGAGGAAGAUUUAUCCACAGGAACCAGUGGACCUUGUCCUACUCCAUAUAACAGGCUGUUGAGAGAGGAACUGCUGAGCUGUGGGACAGUCCUUCAAAUAUCUGAUUUACCAGAUGAUGGCUUUUCAGAUCAAGACAUUAAAAAAAUUGUUCAGCCAUUUGGCAAAGUUAGUGAUCUCCUUGUACUUCGCUCUAGGAAUGAGGCCUUCUUAGAAAUGAACUACAAAGAAGCAGUGAUAGCAGCUGUGAAAUAUGGCGAAACUGUGCCAGUGCUGGUAAAUGGGAAACGUGUGAAAAUAAGUGUAGCAGAAAAGCCCAAAGCACCUGCUGGCCAGGUAAACAGCGUGAUGGAGAACAGAAUGGCCAAAAUGAACAUCAAAAAAAUGGCUCAGACUAUUAAGAAAGUUGCACCAAGUACAAAAAAAGAUCAAAGCACCAACACUAAGACUACUAAAUCCAUUACAGGUAAAAAAGAAAUAACUAAGAAAUCCUUGGUGACAGGAGAUAGUAAAAUCAAUAAGACUUCAAAUAUUGCAGUGAAAUCUAAAGAAAAGAAGCCUGAAGAUCCAAAGAUAUCAACAGAACCUGGAAUGGAAGUUGGGGAAACUAACUUGUCAGAAUCAAAGAAGGUUACAGAAGGUGACGCAGCUAUGGAGCCUGUGAAGACAGAGGAGACUCAAGCCAAAGGAAUGAAUAAACCUGCAUCCGUACUAGAGGAACUUGCACAGAUGCCUCAAGUUGUGGGGGUGGACUCGAAUCAAUUUAAUGAAGCUUUAGCUGAUCAAGAAGCUACUAUAGUGACUACAAAGAAUGAAGAGUCAGUGGAAUCGGUUAGCAAGGAAAUUGAUGAUAUAUGUGUGGUUCUUAUUUCAAACUUACCUGAAAAAGGGUAUUCUGUUGAGGAAGUCUCCAACUUAGCGAAGCCAUUUGGAGGACUGAGAGAUGUGUUAAUUUUAUCAUCUCAUAAAAAGGCAUAUCUAGAAAUAAACAGAAAAUCUGCAGAUUCCAUGGUUAAAUUCUAUACUUGCUUUCCAAUGUCACUGGAUGGAAAUCAGCUCUGUAUUGACAUGGUACCUCAGUAUAAGACUAUAAAAGAUGAGGAAGCAAUAUUUACUGCUAUCAUCAAAGAUUCUGACCCUAAGGUAAAUACUGAAACUAUACAUAAUCAGUUUGUGCAUCUUGGAAACUUGCCAGAUGAUGGAUACAGAGAGCUUGAAGUAGUUUGUGUGGGACUACGCUUUGGGAGAGUGGAUCAUUAUGUGGUGUUGAAGAACAAGAACAAGGCAAUUCUACAGCUAGAUAGUCCAAAGUCAGCUAAAUCGAUGUACUGCUUCCUGAAACAGUAUCCGUAUAGCAUGGGUGAACAUACAUUGACCUGUACGCUGUCACCCAGUAGAGAGUCUGCUGAGGCUGAAGUUGUGAAAAAAGAAGUGAAAAAGGAGGAGCCAAGCAAAGGAAGCUCUGACUUGAAAAAAUAUCCAGAGGGAUCAGGAGUGGUGCAGACAGCAGCUGCUAAUCCUCCAGUAGAGCCUAGUGUGGCAAAGAAAGAACACAUUUCCAUCUCUAAUGUCAAAGUCGAGAUGUCAGCAUUGCAGAUAGAGCCCUCUGAGUCCCAUCUUGUAAGGGAGUGUGCUGCAAGACUGCCAGAAACGUCUGUGGGGAAAAUGGAAGUCGGAGUUGAAGUUACCGUUUCAUCUAUCAAAGCAGCUGAUCCUGAAACAUGUGAAGUAAAGUCAGAAGAGAUGCAACUGUCUCCCUCCAGUGUUCACAAAGAAGAGGCAGUUAAAGAUAAUUCUGAAUCAGUCCCAUUUGAAUCUGCAAUUGUAUCUGCACCAGAGAGGGAAAUGAGAGUGGAAGCUGAAGAACUAUCUGUUCCUGCCGUUGACCCAUCAGAGGAAUUAGCUGACGUGGGCAAGCUGGAAGGUGCGCAGUCAGAUUCUGCUGCGAAGCCGGCAGCAGGGGAAACAACAGGGGCUGUCUCUGAAGCAGCGCCCCCUGAGUCUGAUGCAGCCUCCGUGAAGAUGAUGUCAUCUGUUGACGCUCAACAAAACAACAAGUUGGAUGCUCCUGAAAAAAACCCUGUUUCUGAUGCUGUGAGAACUGAAACUGAAAUGCCUGGGACUCAGAGUGGGAGGAUAACAGAAAAGAAACUUGUACUUAAAAUUGGGACAGCCACGGAAAAGAAACUGGACGUAGCUGGAGCCGACAUAGGCAUGAAAUCAGAAGAGUCUGUGCUCAAAGUUGGAACAGCUACAGAGGAUAAGCCUGAAAAGCUUUUGACCAAGACUGGGGCAGAGGCAGAGAAGAAGCUUGAAAAAUCUCUGGCCAAGGUUGGGGCAGGUGUUGAAAACGCUGAAAAAAUUGUGAAUGAAAGCAACGAGGGAAAUUUAAUCAAAGCACAUCAAAACAAAGGAGCAGAACAAGCGAAAACUGAAACCUGCAAAGCAGUUCUGUUAAACUCAUCUUUAUCUAUCAAGGAAUCUUCCUCUGUUAGUAAAACAAUUUUAAAGGCAGUGGUGUCUCUCCCUGAUAUAUCAAAAGCAAGGGUUCCAAUACGGAGAAAUGAGACUUCCCAAAGCAAAGGAGAGGAGCAGAAAGCUUCCUUGAAACCUGAGACCCGAAGCCAAGCAGCUGUGGAGAAGAAAAUUGCAUCAAAAGAAGUGGGUCAUCCAAGACCUGGUGGCAGCAGAUCAAGUCUGUCGGAUAGCAGCGGCAAAUCUAAAGUGAACAGAAGUGCUGCUGUUGAUGAAAAGGGAGGCAAUGGGAGGAAUUCAUCUCAGCAAGACAAGGAGUCAAGAGUGGAAUCUAGGGCUAGUUCAAAACAGUCUCAAGACAGAGAGAGUAGAUCAUCCAGCAUGAAGAAAGACAACAGCAGCAACAAGGCUUCUGUUGGUGGAAGUACUAGAACUUCAAAAAGCAGCACUAGCAGCAGUGCAAAACAGAAAGAGGAAGAAGAGCUUUUUCCAUUUAACCUGGAUGAGUUUGUUACCGUGGAUGAAGUAACAGAGGAAGUUGAAUCUCCUGUUAAAACCCGUAGAAAUCCACCGAGGGGGAAGAGAAAAGAUGGUUCUAAAAAUAACUCUUCUGAGCCUAGUUCUAAAAGAAGGAAAGGGAAAAGCUCCAUAGCACGCGUUGCUGAAAGCGAACUGUCUUUUGUCACUUUGGAUGAAAUUGGGGAAGAGGAGGAUGUGACUGCCCAACUAAUGGGAGUUGCUAAUUUAGAUGCACUAGCUGAUCCACAGGGCCUGGUUGUUGUGGAUGAAGUAGUUGAAGAGGAAGAACUUACAGGAGAAGCAGUAAAGGACCCACAGUCACUUGUUACUUUAGAUGAAAUAUCUGAACAGGAGGACCUUAGUUUUCGUAAAGAUGUCCCUAGGUCAGUUUUUGAGGAGCAAGAUUUGAAAGCGGAACCCUUAGUAACUGUAGAUGAAAUAGGGGAAGUGGAAGAGCUUCCUCUGAAUGAGCCUACGGAUUUACACAUCGAGGAUGCAAUGAAACAAAAGGAAGAUGAUAAAGUGACUGUGGAGGAUUCUGGAGAUUUUGUUUCCUCUCAGGUGCCUGAUGAUCCCAGUGCUUUAGUGACAGUAGAUGAAAUACAGGAGGACAAUGAGGAUACCCCUCUCGUGACUUUAGAUGAAGUCAAUGAAGAUGAAGAUGACUUUCUGGCCGAUUUCAAUCGUUUAAAAGAGGAACUAAACUUUGUUACAGUAGAUGAAGUUGGAGAGGAGGAUGAGGAAGAAGAAAACCCUUUCAUAGGGAAAAAUCUGAAUGAGGAUGAAGAUGAAGAUAUUGUUGCUGUUGCAGGACCAGAAGAGGAAGAUACUGCUGCUACUGCAGAAACGGAAGAGGAAGAUAUUGUUGCUGUAGCAGGACCAGAAGAAAUGGAAAUUCUAGGAGACAUGAGUCCAGAAGAAGAAAUUAUUUCGAUCUCAAAGUCAAAAGGAAAGGAACCUCUCGUAGCUUCCAGAGGGGAAAUAGAAAAUAAGAUGGUUGCAGCAGAGGGACAGGAAAAGGACAGAGAGAUCCCUGUAGCAAAUAAAGAGGAAGCUGAAAAGUGUGAAAUUUUUGUCAAAGUUCAUGAAAGAGAUGCUACAAAAGAAACAGAGACUGACAGCGAACAGCAGCCUGAAGAAGAUCACCUGGGAUCAGGAAGUAAAGAACCAGAGUGUAAGCGAAAGAAAAUGGAUUCUUCAGAUGCAUCAAAGACACAGAGUACUGCAAGAGAUUUAGAUUUCCUUGUUCCAAAGGCUGGCUUUUUCUGUCAGAUCUGUUCUCUAUUCUAUGCAGAUGAAAUGUCUGUGAAAAAUCACUGCAAGACUCCACUUCAUCAGCAAAAUAUGGAGAAAUUCAUGGCCAAGCAAAAGGAAGAGGACAACGAUGGGGAAGAGCGAAGCUCAAGGUGAUCAGAGGAAAGAAGAAUUCUUUCAGUAAUUUAAACUUAGGGUCCAGUCAAUUUUGUGUAUUUUGUUAUGAUUUAAUUUGUAAUUUUGUUUCAGAAGCAAGCACUCAUGUUGUAUAAAUUUGAGCUCAGUGUAGACAAACUAAAAAGAGAAACGUAUGGUGGCUUCGAUUUGUAUAUCAAAUCAUCUGACUUGGAAGAGCCUUCUUUUACAAGUGUCGACACGAAAUAAAUGUUCUUACUGUAUAGUUAACACCA